Molecule: messenger RNA, 726 nt
Organism: Diutina rugosa
Lineage: Eukaryota; Fungi; Ascomycota; Pichiomycetes; Serinales; Debaryomycetaceae
Exons: 1
Coding region: 1-726 (241 amino acids)
Source: RefSeq, a predicted model, not a curated record
AUGUCCCGAAAGCAUCAUCGACUCAACUCGAUUGAAUCUAAAGGGAAGCGCUCACGCCAAAUGUACGCCGACGAAUCGGAAGACUCAGAGUUAUCUGACAUUGGCGAGCUUGUCGACGACUCGUACUCUGCUCUCCACCAGUUCUUAUGUUGGGAACCUGACCAUGCCUCCACUGGUGCCCUUGUCGUUGCCAACAAACACGACUAUAACGAUUCACGUUUGAUUUACAGCUACGGCGAUACUGUUUUUCAACGAGGUCGUCGUGGUGAGGCGAGGGUCGCCAAGCAUGACGAGUCUGGCCUCUUAGUUUGUGCCGAGGGCCAUGACCCCAAGGUAGUGCUUCCUCGACAACUCGAGCUGCACCUUCGAGUUGACCACCGGGGCAAAAGCCGUUAUUGUCGCGAGACACGCCAGAUCGUUCGAGAUGAGUUUAUGCAGGGCUCCGUCCCAAAUAUCCCGCCGAACAUCUACUUUGCCUUACCUUUCAAUCCUGUUAUUAAUGCCCGGUAUUGCUUCAAUUGUCGCACGGUGGUUUCUGGCAAUCACGAGUACACGAAAACCGAAUGUGGUGACAGUCUCCUCGUACCAGUGAAGGCGCAAAAGUGCUUCCGAGGUACUUGGGUAGUUGUUGGCCCCUUGCCAGGCAUUCUUGACGAUUAUCAGUCGACAAGUUACGAGGAUGAAGAGAAUUCAUUCAUUCUUCUUACUGAUAACCCUUCAGAGUAG